CAUCAAUGCGGAAGUGUGUAGGAAAGAUAUUCAGUUUUGUUUACAUGUGACAUGCAUUUGGAGGUCUUUGGAGUUGAUGCUGGAGCUCAGUGAAGAUCCAGCAGCAUGUUCCCCCGCAGCGCCUUACCGAGGGACCUGUCAGCCUUCCGUCACGGCCCGUACCCUCCCCCGGGCCCCCAAACCUACAAUUACAACCAAGGGAGCCGGGCUGCUGUCAACAACUUCCAUGGUCCUGGACCACAGAGGUUUCCACCAUAUGAAUGGAAAGAGAGGCCACUUCUUCCAGCCCCUCGUCCAGUCCAUCAUCCCUACGCACCAAACAUGACCAACAGUCGCAAGAGGCAGAAUAGCGAAUACAGCCCCAAUGUUGUAAAGCGCCAACGCAUUGAGUCCCAUCCCCACCCAUCCUUAGCCUCUCCUCUACUUCAAACCCCUCCCCCCCGUCGUCCUGACCGGGCGGUGGCAGGGUCAUCGAGACCUCCCUUCGUUGGUCAUAAUCAUUCCUUUCCGAGUCCACCUGCCCUCAUCCAUCCUCAGGGGAUAGAUGUCCCUGAGAACUUCAACAGCCUGCAGGCCUAUGCCAGGGACAAGUUGAGCUGUCAGAUGGUGGAGAUGUUCGAGGCGUGCCAGCAGCAAGCUUCGGAUUUGGACCGGAAGGAGUUGUGCCGAACUCGGCUGCAGGACGACAUACAGGGUCAAUAUCCAGUGGCACGGCUUUACCUGACUGGAUCCUCUAUGAAUGGAUUGGGCUGCAGGAGCAGUGAUGCUGAUAUGUGUCUGAUCAUCAAAGGAAAUAAAAAACACGAUCCUAUUAGCGUACUCAGUGUCGUCCAAAGGUUGUUCAAGUCACUACCAUAUGUAGAGAGGACUCAGCUGAUCAGAGCCAAAGUGCCGAUCCUCAGGUUCAGAGAGAGAGGCAGUGAUCUGGAGUUUGAUCUGAAUUUCAACAACACAGUGGGCAUCAGAAACACAUUCCUUCUGAGGAGUUAUGCCUUUGCUGAUCUCAGGAUAAGACCCCUGAUCCUCGUUGUCAAGAAAUGGGCCCAACACAAUCAUAUCAAUGAUGCCAGCAAAGGAACGUUGAGCAGCUACACACUCGUGCUGUUGGUGCUGCACUACCUCCAGACUCUCAAGGAACCUGUCCUUCCCUCUCUACAGAUGGACUACCCCGACUCUUUUCUCCCCCUCAUGGACAUUGACAUGGUCCCAGAGGGGCCCAAACGCGUCCCUCCCUACAAAUCGAGCAACCAGUCCUCUCUGGGAGAGCUUCUUCUGGGCUUUCUGGGAUACUAUGCCACGGUCUUCAGUUGGGAUAGGAAGGUGAUCUCUGUUCGAGAGGCCAAAGCUUUUCCCAAGAACAACUCUCCGACAUGGAGAAACAAAUUCAUUUGUGUGGAAGAUACGUUGUACAAAAAGCUCUAA
This is a messenger RNA of Notothenia coriiceps (black rockcod), 1422 nucleotides long. RefSeq names its product terminal nucleotidyltransferase 2 (gene tent2). The transcript is spliced from 14 exons. NCBI's taxonomy places the organism in Eukaryota, Metazoa, Chordata, Actinopteri, Perciformes, Nototheniidae. Gene Ontology annotation, molecular function: poly(A) RNA polymerase activity. The record is from RefSeq and is a predicted model, not a curated record. Bases 106 to 1422 code for a protein of 438 amino acids. Gene Ontology annotation, biological process: RNA 3'-end processing.